CUCGCCACCGAGCAUCGAUGACGGAUUUGAUGUUCUGUUUGCUUUUCUGUUGAGCGCUAGAAGAGAUAUACCAGCGAUAGAAUAGAGAGAGUAUAAUUAGAGAAGAAGGAAGCAAGGAGGAAAGAAAAAAGGAGAGAUUAUACAUAGCAAGGAUGUCUCUUGUCGACGAGCUGCUGGCUGAUUUCUCGCCUUCGCCAUCUCCUUCACAGUCUCGUUCUGCAUCGCCAGAGCCUGAAAACGACAGACAAGAUGAGGAACUGGUUGAUGCUAACAGUAUCGCUGAGGAAAAUGGCUUCAAAGAUGGACCAGGAAAUGACCAGGCCUCUGAGCGUACUGGUGUGCUGGCAGAACUGGAGACUACGGCCAGGUUAUUGGAUCAGCUAAAUCCACUACUAGACGAAAUCGACAAAUACACCGCGAACCCCGAUUCUGCAGGUGGAAGCGUCGAGGAUAAUCCAGAGUACAAGCUCCUGGUGUCGGUCACCAACAUCGCCGCAGACAUCACGACCGAAAUCGUCGCGCUUUACAAGUACACUGUCGAGAAUUACAAUCCGCGGUUCCCCGAGCUGGAGUCGCUUGUGCUGAAUCCGGUCGAGUACGCACGUACCGUCAAAGCUGUAGGGAACAAUGUCGAGCAGAUCAAGGAUAUGCGGACGACGCUUGCCGAGUUUCUUCCGGCAGCGAUUAUCAUGGUUCUCACUGUGUCGGCGGUGACGUCAAAGUCGCGGCCGUUGACGGACGAGGAACUCGCGAGAGUGCAGGAGUCGAGUGAUGUCCUGCUUUUUCUCGAUUCGGCGAAUAAGAAGAUCACGCAGUACGUUUCUUCAAAGCUCUCAGUUUUUGCACCCAAUACGUCUGCACUUGUGGGAUCGACUACAGCCGCACAAUUAGUCGGCGCCGUAGGCGGUCUCAACGGACUAUCAAAGAUGCCGUCCUGUAAUAUGCCUUCGCUGGGCGUUCGGCGCAAUCAAACAAACAUCGGUCUCGGAAACACAGGUAUCCGACAGCAAGGGUUUUUGUAUUUCAGCCCCGUGAUACAAAAGCUACCGCUAGAUCUACGCAAACAGGGGCUUCGAAUAUUAUCCGGAAAAGUCGCGCUGAUGGCCCGAAUCGACCUCGCGCGCUCUCACACAGAUGGCAGCGCGGGCAACAAGAUGCGCGUGGAAGUAGAGGAGAAACUGGACAAGCUGGGCGUGCCGCCUUCAAACAAGGGGCCCAAGGCAUUACCGGCACCGGAUGACAAGCCUUCGAAAAAGAGAGGAGGUAGGAGGCUACGGAAGUAUAAGCAGCAGUUUGCGAUGACAGAUGUACGAAAGGCGCAGAAUCGGAUGAGGUUUGGCGACCAGGAUGGAGAUUAUAUCUGAGAG
Messenger RNA from Myxozyma melibiosi, 1367 nucleotides. RefSeq lists its product as uncharacterized. The transcript has 2 exons. The coding region runs from base 153 to 1364 and encodes 403 amino acids. Gene Ontology annotation, biological process: mRNA splicing, via spliceosome; spliceosomal tri-snRNP complex assembly. The record is from RefSeq and is a predicted model, not a curated record. Gene Ontology annotation, cellular component: U4 snRNP; precatalytic spliceosome; U4/U6 x U5 tri-snRNP complex. Lineage: Eukaryota; Fungi; Ascomycota; Lipomycetes; Lipomycetales; Lipomycetaceae.